AUGGGGAUAUUAACGACAGUUUCGGCAGCUGCAAAAGCAGCGCUUACAGUAGGUGGGAUAAGCAAGCUGACUUUCAUCCCCUUCAUGCUGGCAGUCAUGGCUUAUUUCAACUACGAUCUGCUGGAUCCAGAGAAUAGGCCGUUCAACCAAAAGUAUCUCCGGGAAGAAUACGAUUUCGUAAUCGUUGGAGGAGGUUCCGCUGGUUCGGUUUUGGCUAACAGACUGUCAGAAAUCGAGGGAUGGAAUGUCCUAUUGUUGGAAGCGGGAGGACACGAAACCGAUAUAAGCGAUGUACCUUUAUUGUCUUUGUAUCUGCACAAAAGCAAACUGGAUUGGAAGUAUCGGACUGAAUCUCAAGACUCCGCCUGCCAAGCAAUGAUAGAUAAACGUUGUAGUUGGACCAAAGGAAAGGUGCUCGGUGGAUCAUCUGUUCUCAACACAAUGCUUUACAUAAGAGGAAACAAACGAGACUUCGACCAAUGGGAGUCACUUGGCAACCCUGGUUGGGGUUACGCGGAUGUCUUACCAUACUUCAAGAAAUCUGAAGAUCAAAGAAAUCCUUACUUAGCAAAGGACACAAAACACCACUCAGUCGGUGGAUAUUUGACUGUGCAAGAUGCUCCAUACAAUACACCAAUUGGGGCAGCAUUUUUACAAGCCGGUGAAGAAAUGGGUUACGAUAUAAUUGAUGUGAAUGGAUUACAACAAACAGGCUAUGCCUGGUACCAAUUCACAAUGCGAAGAGGAACCAGAUGUUCCGCAGCAAAGGCCUUCCUUAGGCCUGUUCGAUUGCGGCAAAACCUGCACAUUUCUCUUUUUUCUCAUGUGACUAAAGUUCUGAUUGAUCCAGAGAAAAAAAGAGCAUAUGGUGUUGAAUUUAUUAGAGAUACUGAAAAACAAGUUAUUUAUGCAAAACGCGAGGUCAUAUUAGCCGCGGGUGCGAUUGCAUCACCGCAUUUGCUUAUGCUUUCGGGAGUAGGCCCAGCAAGUCACUUAAAAGAAGUAGGGAUUAAUGUAAUCUACGACUCUCCUGGCGUUGGGAGAAAUUUGCAAGAUCACAUUGCUGUCGGUGGAAUCGUCUUCCAAGUUGAUUAUCCCAUAAGCUUAGUCAUGAACAGACUUGUCAAUAUUAAUUCAGCUUUGCGCUAUGCUGUAACAGAAGAUGGUCCAUUAACUUCUAGUAUUGGGUUAGAGGUAGUAGCAUUCAUAAAUACGAAAUAUGCCAACGCAACAGAAGACUGGCCUGAUAUAGAGUUCAUGAUGACUUCAGCUUCAGUACCUUCAGACGGAGGUACUCAAGUUAAAAAGGCGCAUAGUUUGACAGAUGAAUUUUACGAGGAAAUGUUCGGUCAUAUUUCUAAUAAAGACGUUUUUGGUAUUUUCCCUAUGAUGCUCAGGCCAAAAAGCCGCGGCUUUAUUAAAUUAAGGUCAAAAAAUCCUUUGGAAUAUCCAAUUAUGAUCCAUAACUACCUAACACACCCCGAUGACGUUGGUGUCUUGAGGGAAGGUGUAAAAGCAGCCUUAGCAGUAGCGGAAACUAAGGCUAUGAAACGUUUAGGUGCAAGAUUUAAUAACAAACCUAUUCCAAAUUGCAAACAUUUGCCUCUGUACACGGACGAAUACUGGGAUUGUUACAUCAGACAAUAUACUAUGACCAUAUACCAUCUAUCGUGUACUGCAAAGAUGGGGCCAUCUAGUGAUCCUAUGGCAGUAGUGGACUCUGAACUGAGAGUGUACGGAAUUGAAGGACUACGUGUAAUAGACGCCAGUAUUAUGCCGGCAGUAACAAACGGUAAUAUUAAUGCUCCAGUUAUUAUGAUUGCAGAAAAGGGAAGUGAUUUAAUAAAGGAUACAUGGAUACCAAAGACAAACAAGCGAAGCCGUAGAUCUUUGAAAUGUUCCAAAUUAGAACGGCUUUUUUCUAAAACAAUGAAUGCUAAAUGUUAGGUUGACAGUUAA
This is a messenger RNA of Pararge aegeria (speckled wood butterfly), 1959 nucleotides long. RefSeq names its product glucose dehydrogenase [FAD, quinone]. NCBI's taxonomy places the organism in Eukaryota, Metazoa, Arthropoda, Insecta, Lepidoptera, Nymphalidae. The record is from RefSeq and is a predicted model, not a curated record. Gene Ontology annotation, molecular function: flavin adenine dinucleotide binding; oxidoreductase activity, acting on CH-OH group of donors. The transcript is spliced from 3 exons.